AUGUCCGUUGCUGGAUAUGUCCUUUACGUUGUCCCUAUUACUUCCUUUCGCAGGCUGCUGAACUCUCAACCUUGCACGGACGUCGCCGACUGCUCGCUAAAGGCUGAGAAUAUUCUCCACCAACCUGAUUCAGGACUUGGCUCUUCAGAAGAUGACCGCGGGCAUGGCUCCGGGCUGGAACCUUCCACACGACAUCCCUCAGAAUUAUCGCCUCGGAAAACCGACUUGCAUCGUGUUCGUAAUGACAAUGAAGGCGCCUUCCAUCGCGAUAGCGAUGCUGCUCGUGUCAAUUCUGAUUAUCGUCCUCCCGAUCAGAUAUUCGCGGAUGAUACCCAUGAACAGACCAGUAAUCCUGGGCCCAGCGCAGCUGAUUUGCAUGCGAUCAAGGUUGCUGAUUCCCUAUUACUGUCCCCGCAGAAGGUGCAAAAGCAUUCUGCUGAUGAGGAAUGUCGUAAGGAGGAAGGAGCUAUUCUUGUGGAUAAUACGUUUAAUGCAUUGGCAACCGCAGGAAGUCGAAAGAAGAUUAGACUGUCGAACAAUGAGGGCGCUUUUGCCGCCGGCUCAGUGGUUUCUUCUAAAUCUUCGCGAUCGGACAAGACUCGGGAUUUGAUGUCAUCACGGGUAAAAGCGGUCGGCACGAAGGACCGCGGACGACGCCUCGCUGCAAACGCAAGUGAUGUGGUGAUAUCUGCUACAAGUGAUCAUGGAACCAAACAUAUCAUCGAACUGCAGACCUUUGAUAGGCCCCACACGGGUCACGCUGGAACGGAAGUCAGCGGGCCAGAAAAACCUUUGUGCGGCCUGACGGUACCAGUUGCGCCGACCUUUACAAAUGAUGCUCUAUGCCAGCAACGGACAUUAGCUGCGGCCGAAAGGCAGCGUGGACUGCACGAGAAGAAAGAUGGGGGGAAGUCUCAUUUGCUGAAGUCAGAUGACCGACUUCCAGGUAACGAUACAAUCACGAGAGCAUCAAUGCCAGGUCGCCCAACACAUGAGCCACUGAAACCGACACUGCCUCGUCCGUUUCGGUUUGAGACGGAUUUCCGACAAGCGAGCCGAGCCGAGUUUGAGGUGAAGCUCAGGGCUUGGGAGCAACGUGCGUCUAGGUCGUCUAGUGUUCAUGACCAGGGUAAAUCCCGCAAAUCUUUGCCUGAUUUCAAGGGUCUGCAUGCUGCCCAAGAAGGGGCAUUGUCCAACAUGGCAGCUCGACGUCGCGAGCAUGUUGCUCCGACUAUACCUGUUUCGCCAAACUUCAUAGUGGACACCCGAUUGGCGGAACGGCGGAAAUUUGAAGAAGCGCGACGAGAGCGAGAAAAAGAGGCCGAUAGAGUGAUGGAAGAGCAACAGCGUGCCAAAGAAAUAGAAGAGGAACGCAAAUGGCGGGAAGCUCGAAAGCGGACAGUGCCCCGAGCGAAUGCGGUUCCCAAAUGGUACGUGGAAAAGCCGAAACGUUCUACACAGAGUAGCUAG
Messenger RNA from Fomitiporia mediterranea MF3/22, 1470 nucleotides. RefSeq lists its product as uncharacterized. NCBI's taxonomy places the organism in Eukaryota, Fungi, Basidiomycota, Agaricomycetes, Hymenochaetales, Hymenochaetaceae. The record is from RefSeq and is a predicted model, not a curated record. The transcript has 2 exons. Bases 1 to 1470 code for a protein of 489 amino acids.